Scatophagus argus is the source of this 1670-nucleotide messenger RNA. It is a transcript of the gene shisal1b, whose product is annotated as shisa like 1b. The coding region runs from base 650 to 1234 and encodes 194 amino acids. Lineage: Eukaryota; Metazoa; Chordata; Actinopteri; Scatophagidae. The record is from RefSeq and is a predicted model, not a curated record. The transcript is spliced from 5 exons.
CUCAAGAGGAAACCAAGUCUCGUUACUGUAAAAGCAACUGACCUUGUGGCUUCUGUCAGGAAGGAAUGCAUUCAGAGGAGACAGACAGCGAGAUAAACAGAAGCUCAUACAGUACAGAGGAUCACCCUCCAGUGCAUACAGACAAGCGCUCUCUCUCUCUCUCCCUCCCUCCCUCUCUCACUUUCUCUCUCUCCCUCGCCCACUUACUCAGUAUCGUUUCAUCUCUCUCUCUCCCUCUUUCUCACACACACACACACACACACUCUCUCUCAGUUGCUGUGCUCUGACGGAUGGGGAAACACUGCCAAGGAGGACUUGGGGGCGAGAAGAGUGUGUUUCUUUUCUUCUCUGGUGUGUUUUCUUUCGCUUCCGCCUGGCUUCCCUCAUGAGCUGUUAAUUCCAGCCCCGGUCCCGAGGAUGAGGAGGAUCUAUUUGUGAGGAAGACGCAACAAAGGAAGAAGAAACAAGGAGCAACAGGGUGGUAAAUUCUGCAACCGGGGAGUCCUGACUCCCAGCAGCAACAGCAGCAGCAGCCAUGUGAGAGGAGCUGUCAGCAAGCAGAGGAUGCCCACAUCCAGCUAAAACAGAGUUCCCCUCUCUCCCUCCCUCCCUCCUGCUCCCUCCCUUCUUCCCACAUGAGGACAAGAAGAUGACUAUCACCAGCCGGCAGUCCUUCAAUGUCCUGACGGUCAUCUUCCUCUUGUUGUCCACUGCAGCCCUCUCAGCUCAUUACCGAGUGUGUGAACCCUACUCCGAUCACAAGGGGCGUUACCACUUCGGGUUUCACUGCCCACGCCUCUCAGACAACAAGACCUACAUGUUCUGCUGCCACCACAACAACACCGCCUUCAAAUACUGUUGCAAUGAGACUGAGUUCCAGGUGGUUAUGCAGCUCAACCUCACCACCACCUCAGAUGGAUAUGCACACAAUAAUUAUACAGCUCUGGUUGGCGUGUGGAUCUAUGGCUUCUUCGUCAUGGUGCUGCUGGCGUUGGACUUUCUCUACUACUCAGCCAUAAACUACGAGCUGUGCCGGGUGUACCUGGAGAAAUGGGGCCUGGGAGGACGCUGGCUGAAGAAGGCUCGGAGUCAGUGGAACAGGUCCGUGCCAGAGGAGGGCGAAGCCCAGGCUCAAGCCCAGCCCAUGGUCCCCAGCCACUACCAGCCGAGACACAGCCUCAGAGGGGAGAGCCACAGCCCCACGCUCCUGCCCUACAACACAUCCACCGCGUGAACGAUGCUGCGAGUGAGUGGACAACCUGAAGAGUAGCAACACCUUGUUUCCUUAUGUGAUACAGAAGAGAUAUCCCACAGAUGCCCUUCUCUGGAUCACAGACACAAACGCCACUGGGGGGCUAGCCAUACUGUAGUAGUUAGACGUGACUACUGCCCCACCUUAACGAGCACAAAACACCCGAGGACCGACAGAAACAGGCUGAUAUGGCAUUUAGAAACCCAGCUGAACAAAGGCUGCCAGGAAACAUUGUGAACCACACUGCUGCCAUCACAGCAGAGGAGCGACAGGCACAUUCAACUGCUCACAGGUGUUCAGUGAUCCCUGGAAAAUGGCUGCCAAGGCCUAGAGUAUCCCAAACAAAUCUGAGCUGAACUGGAUAAACUGUACUCGCAAGUGAGAAUCCUUGCCUGUUUUUUUUUUGUUUGUUUUUUUU